Molecule: messenger RNA, 6452 nt
Organism: Symphalangus syndactylus (siamang)
Lineage: Eukaryota; Metazoa; Chordata; Mammalia; Primates; Hylobatidae
Gene: SFSWAP
Product: splicing factor SWAP
Biological process (GO): mRNA 5'-splice site recognition; RNA processing
Molecular function (GO): RNA binding
Source: RefSeq, a predicted model, not a curated record
UUUGUCUUUGGGGUAGGAAGGUAACUGAGAUAAGAAGUCAGGAGAUUCUGAGUAGGCAGAGGAUAGAAAGAGAAUGUACAAUGAGUUCAAUCCAUCAAAAUACAAUUUUUUUCUCACAAAUUAGCUGCUUGAGUUUUUUCUCAUAAAUUAGCUGCUUAAGUUUUUCAUUUGCUUUUUGUAAGAAGUCAUUUAGAAAGGCAAUUUUUGGUUCAUUUAACCUUUUAGAAGCCUCUGCAUGUCAAUCAAAAUACAUCCUGCUGUUUCUGAGGUGUUUUUUAUCUUUUCUUAGUAUUUUAUUUUAUUCCUUUCAGACCUAGUCCUGCAAAUAUCCUUUCUUUUCUAAUGUCUUGCAAGUGAACAAUUUUAUCUAGGUUAAAACUUCCUCACUUUGACCACUGUUAACUCUUAGAUUACCUUUGGUAGGUUCACCCAUUUCUCUGGAAAAGUGCAGACUCUGGGUUCACAGGUUCUUAUAUAUGAAAUUGGCUGGAGUUCCAGGUGGAGGAGUUUGGCUCCUUGGAUCCAAAUGAAGGCAUCGUUCCCUGUAUUCUCAUACCCUUUCCUACCAUAAGCCUCCUACUGGACUCAGUCCUGUUCCCAUAGGCCUUGUACUGGAUCCAGUCCCAGUUUCUGUCGUAACUUCUGGACCCAGCUCAAGUCAAAAAUGCUCAAAUAAACUUUAAAAAUUUGACACAAGUUGUAGAGUUUGCAUCCAAGCAGGGCCUACAAGUUGCAGCCUCCAAAUGUGCAAUGAGAAGCCGUGAGCACAAAUGGCUCAGUGUGUGAAGCAGGCCCACUGGGCACUGGUUACCAACCUGUUCUGAAUUCUCAUAAGCAACAAUUUACACGCAGCGCAUUUAUUACCUAUAGACAGGUGGUAGGGGACGAAGGCUAGGACUCACUGUGAGCCAAUCUCCCCAAAGCUCAGAAAGUUGCCCAGGUGGAUGAAGUCGCCACUGCACAUUCCUCACUUACACCACAGAUAAGAGAUCCCGAAGAGUGGACCACCCAGAUUACAUACCACAUGUCACAUGAAUCACUGGGCUAAAGUGUUGAAGGACCUUCUAUUUCCAGGUGAGCACUGGAACAGAGCCUGGGCUACUUCAGCCAGUCCCUCCCUACCUCAGGAUGUUGCAUCCCAGCUCGUUAUGCAGUUAACUCUUGAAAACUACAAAGGAAAAGGAGGGAGAACUGGGUAGGCCCAAGGCUAUCCAGAGAACUGUCCUGCACAAUGAAGCACCUGCAUCUGUUUAGUCACUGUUCCCAGAGGUCAUCAUUGAGGGAAUAGGGGGGGCCUUCAGAUCCCAUUUCUGACACCAGAACUGUUAAAAGAAAAACUUUACACAAAACAAAUUCCAUUUUAUUUGGGCAAAAAAACAAUUCACGAAUCAGGCAGCAUGCAGAAACAGAAGAGGUUCAGAGAGUUCCACUCGACAGCAAGAGCAGCAAGCUUUUAUAGACCCAACACGGAAGCAGAGAAAAUUACUUGAUUGGGUUUUGGUUUGCUUGCAUAGGAGCUGGUGUUACAGAGUUGAUCUCAAGCUAAUGGCCUCCUUAUCUGCUUUAGCACCCCACACCUGAACCCAAGGGAAAGCUUGAACGGAGCCCAGCACCCCAACAAACUAGUAUAUGUCUGGCGACAAACAACAGUGUUUUUACCAAGUAACCAUGACACGUACAUCUUCCUCAGCAGUGGCAGAGCAGUCUUGUAGAGUCAGAUAGGAAGAUGACGGCCUGGCCAUGCAUGCUCAGCUGCUGGCCCAGCUCAUUCUUCAGGCAUUAACCAGUAUUUGGCCCACAGUGUGAUAAGCACCAUUCUAGGCACUGAGGAUGCUAAGGUGACCCCAACAAUGUCCCUGAUCUCUUAAAGCUAAUUCUAGCGGGAUGCUGAACACAGGAUGUAACCUAAGGUGGUGAUGAGAGGUACACAGACAAAUCAGAAGGCACAAGUUAGCCACCAGUGAGGGGAAACUCCAGACAACGUAGACAUAUAAGGCCAGGUGAAGAAAUGGAUGACUGAGUUAAACUUGGAUAAGCAGCCUGACAAAGAAAAAGACAGAAGCAUGACCCAGUCAGGGGAAAGCACAACAAAAGACAUUUGGUGGCAACUGCCUGUUUCUUAAUUUCCAAAAAUCAGUUAAAGGUUCAUAUACAUUAUCUCAUUUCAACAUCACUGGUAGAAAGAUGCCAUUUUUAUGGAGGGGAUCUGAGGCCCAGAAAGGAGGCUACCUGUCAUCGUUUUCCAGUCAAGGGCAAACAUGGGGAUAUCCCAUCCCAUUCCCAAAGCCUAAGAUUUUGCACUGCAGCCCCUUUGUCUGACCGGAAAUUACUGAGCUAAAAGGGACCGAAAGAUCCGAAUGGAACCACCGAUGGGAAAACUGCGGCCCAGGAGGAAACACACCAAGCAAAAUCGCACCGCAUCCAGGUGGCCAGUCUCCAGACUGGGGUCUCCCUGCCCCGCCAGACCACCUCCCGGCGACAAGGGUCUCAGGUCUCCGAAAUCUCGCCACCCGCGAGUGAUCUGCGGCGCAGGGGCCUCUGCUGCCUCGGAAACCUUCAAAAGUGGGCGAGUCGGGGAACAAGUCCCCCUAGGGAUGGAGAAGGAAACGGGGCCAAGGAAAAGGACAUCGCCGCCCUGGGCAGAGCACGCACGGCGCCAGCGACUCGGACAUGAUGAGGGGCGCGGCGGCUCGGGGCGGACCCGAGGCCUCCACACGCGCGGCAGACUGCAGCAACCCGCCACCCACGAGGACUCGCCCAAGGCCCAGAGCGCGCCCGGCCCCUCCCUCCGACUCCGUCGCCGCCCGACUGGCCGCAGCGGAAGCCGGCGCGCGAUCCCACGCUGCGCUUUCGCCACGUUCCUGACGGCUGCCCGAUAAAACGGACACUAAAAUUGCACUUUCCACUGAAUACAGCAGCGCCUAUUGUGGCGGCACACCUGAAUGCGAAAAUUAAAGCCAAAAUAUUUCCUAGCGGCAAAAAGAGCUCCAAUCCAUGGCGAAUCUACCGGUCCGCUCGCCGGAAAUGCGGGCUCUCCUGCCGGAAGCUGCCCCUCCACCAUUUUGUGGCCCGCUAUGGCGGCGGUGUUGAGAUUGGGUCCGGGAUGCGGGGCCUUUGACUGAAGGGGUAGGUCAAGUGGAGGUAUCAGGGACGUCGCGUGGCACAGAAGAGGACCAGCCUGGACGCGGGGGACGCUGUCAUGUACGGCGCGGGCGGGGGCCGCGCCAAACCCGAGAGGAAAAGCGGCGCGAAGGAGGAGGCCGGGCCAGGCGGUGCCGGCGCUGGGGGCAGCCGAGUGGAGCUCUUGGUUUUCGGCUAUGCCUGCAAGCUGUUCCGGGACGACGAGCGGGCCCUGGCUCAGGAACAGGGACAGCACCUCAUCCCCUGGAUGGGGGACCACAAGAUCCUCAUCGACAGAUAUGAUGGACGUGGUCACCUGCAUGACCUUUCUGAGUACGAUGCUGAGUAUUCCACGUGGAACAGAGAUUAUCAGCUGUCUGAAGAGGAGGCGCGAAUAGAGGCCCUGUGUGAUGAAGAGAGGUAUUUAGCCUUGCAUACGGACUUGCUUGAGGAGGAGGCAAGGCAAGAGGAAGAAUACAAGCGAUUGAGUGAAGCACUAGCAGAGGAUGGGAGCUACAAUGCCGUGGGGUUCACUUACGGUAGCGACUAUUACGACCCGUCAGAGCCGACGGAGGAGGAGGAGCCUUCCAAACAGAGAGAAAAAAAUGAGGCUGAAAAUUUAGAGGAAAAUGAAGAGCCCUUCGUUGCCCCCUUAGGAUUGAGCGUCCCGUCUGACGUGGAGCUGCCACCAACCGCUAAAAUGCACGCCAUCAUCGAGCGCACGGCCAGCUUCGUGUGCAGGCAGGGAGCACAGUUUGAGAUCAUGCUGAAGGCCAAGCAGGCCCGGAACUCCCAGUUCGACUUUCUGCGCUUCGACCACUACCUCAACCCCUACUAUAAGUUCAUCCAGAAAGCCAUGAAAGAGGGACGCUACACCGUCCUGGCAGAAAACAAAAGUGACGAGAAAAAAAAAUCAGGAGUCAGCUCUGACAAUGAAGAUGAUGAUGAUGAAGAAGAUGGGAAUUACCUGCAUCCCUCUCUCUUUGCCUCCAAGAAGUGUAACCGCCUUGAAGAGCUGAUGAAGCCCUUGAAGGUAGUGGACCCAGAUCAUCCCCUCGCAGCACUUGUUCGUAAGGCACAGGCUGACAGUUCCACUCCCACCCCACACAACGCAGAUGGUGCGCCUGUGCAGCCCUCCCAGGUGGAGUACACGGCAGACUCGACCGUGGCAGCCAUGUAUUACAGCUACUACAUGCUACCGGACGGCACUUACUGCCUGGCGCCGCCCCCUCCCGGAAUCGACGUGGCCACUUACUACAGCACCCUUCCUGCUGGCGUGACCGUGUCUAACUCCCCCGGAGUGACGACCACCGCCCCACCACCUCCUGGGACCACACCACCGCCACCCCCAACCACAGCAGAGACAAGCAGCGGGGCCACCUCCACAACCACCACCACAAGUGCACUUGCCCCCGUGGCCGCCAUCAUCCCCCCGCCCCCCGACGUCCAGCCCGUGAUUGACAAGCUGGCCGAGUAUGUCGCCAGGAACGGCCUGAAGUUCGAGACCAGUGUUCGUGCCAAGAAUGAUCAAAGAUUUGAGUUCCUGCAGCCGUGGCACCAGUAUAAUGCCUAUUAUGAGUUUAAGAAGCAGUUCUUCCUCCAGAAAGAAGGGGGCGAUAGCACGCAGGCUGUGUCUGCACCAGAAGAGGCUGCCACAGACUCUGCUCCCGAGAAGCCAAGUGACGCUGGGGAGGAUGGCGCACCUGAAGACGCAGCCGAGGUGGGAGCACGGGCAGGCUCAGGCGGGAAGAAGGAGGCAUCGUCCAGUAAGAGCGUCCCGGACGGGAAGCUGGUGAAAGCUUCCUUUGCUCCAAUAAGCUUUGCAAUCAAGGCCAAAGAAAAUGAUCUGCUUCCCCUGGAAAAAAAUCGUGUUAAGCUAGAUGAUGACAGUGAUGAUGAUGAAGAAAGCCAAGAAGGCCAAGAAAGUUCUAGUAGUGCUGCAAACACUAACCCAGCAGCUGCCCCACCCUGUGUAGUUGUUGAGGAGAAGAAGCCUCAACUUACCCAGGAGGAGCUAGAAGCAAAGCAAGCAAAGCAAAAGCUGGAAGAUCGCCUUGCGGCUGCUGCCCGGGAAAAGCUGGCCCAGGCGUCUAAGGAGUCAAAAGAGAAACAGCUUCAAGCAGAACGUAAAAGGAAAGCGGCGUUAUUUUUACAGACCCUCAAAAAUCCUCUGCCGGAAGCAGAAGCUGGGAAAAUUGAGGAGAGUCCUUUCAGCGUCGAGGAAUCCAGCACUACGCCCUGCCCUCUACUGACUGGAGGCAGACCUCUGCCUACUUUAGAAGUUAAACCACCCGAUAGGCCUUCGAGCAAAAGCAAAGAUCCACCAAGAGAAGAAGAGAAAGAAAAGAAAAAGAAAAAGCACAAAAAGAGAUCUCGAACAAGAUCGCGUUCUCCCAAGUACCAUUCGUCAUCCAAGUCCAGGUCUAGAUCACACUCAAAAGCAAAGCAUUCUCUUCCCAGUGCCUAUCGGACAGUGCGGCGGUCGAGAGCCACAGCCUCCCCAGGGACGCUGCGCGCGGAGCCCUGUCAGAGCAGCACAUCAGUGACAGCGGCAGCCGAGCCAGGAAGUUAUCAGGCAGCCUCGACCACCACCAGAUUUGACUCCGCGAGCUCUUUUGAGGGAAAACCUGGUAAAACGUCAAGGUCCCGCUCCCGGUCCCCUCGGAGGAGAGCCCACUCCCCUGAGAGACGGAGGGAAGAGAGGAGUGUGCCCACUGCCUACCGCGUGAGCAGCAGCCCCGGGGCCAGCAGGAAGCGGACCCGCUCCAGAAGUCCCCACGAGAAGAAGAAGAAGAGGCGGUCCCGGUCGCGGACCAAGUCCAAGGCCAGGUCUCAGUCGGUGUCACCCAGCAAGCAGGCAGCUCCCCGGCCCGCGGCCCCCUCGGCCCACUCGGCCAGCGUCUCCCCUGUGGAGAGUCGGGGCUCCAGCCAGGAGCGCUCCAGGGGGGUCUCUCAGGAAAAAGAAGCGCAGAUCUCUUCAGCAAUUGUUUCUUCCGUGCAGAGCAAAAUCACUCAGGAUCUCAUGGCCAAAGUCAGAGCGAUGCUUGCAGCUUCCAAAAACCUGCAAACCAGCGCCUCCUGAGACAGGGCCAGCGGAGGCAGAGCCGGGAGGCUGCGUGGGCUUCUGGGCAGGCUCACGCGGACGCUGGCCACACCAUCCACCUGGCCGCCUCCGUGGACCCUUGGUGGCUUUUGUAAAUUAAUUUUUGAUGACAUUUUAAGUUUUAAGAUUUCUGACCAGCAGUCUCUUACCUGUAUAUUUGUAAAUAUAUCAUGUUUCUGUGAAAAUGUAUUAUGAAAUAAAAUGGGAGGAAACACCUUUUCUAGCUAGA